AUGGAAGGAAUUCCGAUACCAAGAACUGUAGAGGAAGUCUUCAAUGAUUUCAAAGGCCGUCGAGCUGGUCUCAUCAAAGCCCUCACCAUUGAUGUUGAGAAGUUUUAUCAGCAGUGUGAUCCUGAAAAGGAGAAUCUGUGUCUGUAUGGGUUUCCAAAUGAGACAUGGGAAGUCAACCUGCCUGUUGAGGAGGUUCCUCCUGAACUACCUGAGCCAGCAUUAGGAAUAAACUUUGCAAGGGAUGGCAUGCAAGAGAAGGAUUGGUUAUCACUCGUUGCAGUUCACAGUGACUCGUGGCUGCUUUCUGUUGCAUUCUACUUUGGUGCACGCUUUGGAUUUGGCAAGAAUGAAAGGAAGAGGCUUUUCCAGAUGAUUAAUGAUGUACCAACUGUAUUCGAAGUUGUGACGGGGGCUGUUAAGCAGGUCAAGGACCAGGCAGCCUCUCAAAAUAACAGCAGCAAGAGCAAAUCUGGUGGGAGAAUGUCUCGUCCGCCUGAUUCGGAGCACAAGGGAGUUAAGAUUUCUGCACCCAAAGAUGAGGAGGAGAGUGGAGAGGAAGAAGAAGACGACGAACAGGGAGCAAUAUGUGGAGCUUGUGGAGAAAGCUAUGGUGCUGAUGAAUUCUGGAUUUGCUGUGAUGUGUGUGAGAGAUGGUUCCAUGGAAAAUGUGUGAAGAUUACACCUGCUAAAGCUGAACACAUCAAGCAGUACAAGUGCCCCACUUGCAGUAACAAGAGGGCUAGAGUUUAA
Molecule: messenger RNA, 750 nt
Organism: Fraxinus pennsylvanica
Lineage: Eukaryota; Viridiplantae; Streptophyta; Magnoliopsida; Lamiales; Oleaceae
Source: the annotation of a GenBank genome assembly